Molecule: messenger RNA, 3621 nt
Organism: Anopheles coustani
Lineage: Eukaryota; Metazoa; Arthropoda; Insecta; Diptera; Culicidae
Gene: cos
Product: kinesin-like protein costa
Exons: 2
Coding region: 64-3375 (1103 amino acids)
Biological process (GO): microtubule-based movement
Molecular function (GO): ATP binding; microtubule motor activity; microtubule binding
Source: RefSeq, a predicted model, not a curated record
GAGAAAAUAAACAACACACUUCUUGUAGAACGCAGAGGGCAAUCUAAUGAUUUCAGCAACAGCAUGAACAUACCGAUAAAGGUGUUGGUGCGAAUUGCACCAGCAACGCUCGGCCAGGCGGACAACAAAACGUCCACCCAAACGAUAAACCACCACGCGCAAAACCAGGAAGAAGAUGAAAACUGUCUCAAAUGCGCCGGAGGGCGAACGUUUCGCUUUUCACACAUCUUCCACGAACCGAUCAGCAAUCAGGACUUGUACUUUGAAUCGAUAGCUGGUUUGAAGGAAUCGGUUCUCGAAGGAUAUGACUUCUCUGUCGUCACUUACGGUGCCAGAGGGACGGGCAAAACGUUCACCCUUUACGGUUGUAUGAAUGACAAUCGCACAGCAACGAACGACGGUAUUGUGCUUUGGUUUGUGCGCGAUCUGUUCUGCCGUCUGAAGGCACAUCCGGAGCGAAUGUUUUCGAUAAGCAUCGCAUGGAGCGAGAUUACCGCCGAGGGGGACGUAAUCGACGUGCUGGAAAACGCGGCCAUGGUACAGUGUUUCUCGGCGGAAGACACCUACGCACUGCUGGGGUUCGGUUUACAGCGCCGUAAUGAGGAAAACCAUAGUAUUCUCAGCCUCGUGCUGGAACAACAGUGGACCUCCGUAGGAGGCCUUAACCAACAUCGCCAGUCGACGGUCAGCUUUUGCGAUCUGUGCGGCACGGAUCGAGAAAUGAUCGAUGGGGAACUGGUACCGGCAGAUAACGGCUUGCGCAAGCUAGAGGACAUCGUUAUUCAUCGUAACGAGCAGUAUAACGAUUCCGUACUAACGGCCUUUUUGAAGGACUCGUUUGGUGGUCGGGCGCAAACCCUACUCCUGCUGUGCGCUACAUCGUCUACCAUCGCCGAAUCGGAAAGCACACUGCGGGAUUUCGAAUUUGGCGAGCGUGCGGAGGAAAUCGUAAACCAUGUCGUGAUGAACACGUUUUCCGACAACAACGUGCCGAUUGUAUCUCUCAACGAGGAGAUCGGUGGCACGAACGCCAACCUGGACGGACUCUAUUUUGCCUCCCAGCAGUGGGCGAAACUGUUGAAAAAUGCCGAAUGUUUAUUCACCAAGCUGUUCAGCACGUGCGAGCUGAACCAAACGGAGCGAAGUCAGAUCGAGGAGUGGCUCUACCUGAAGGCGGAGUGUGACGAUUGUUUCAGCUCUACCGACAUCAGUAUUCCGGCUGGUACGCAACCGGCCCGCGCCUGUCUUGGCCCCAUCGAGGAAAUCGACGAGGUCGAAGACACGAGUAACACGCUGCACGGCAGCGGCAAGGAACACGCCUUUCCGUCGGAUAAUGAAAGUGAUUCCGAUAUCGGUACGCAUCUGACCGACGUCAGUGACCGUAUCCAGGGCUACAUCAAAGCGUUCCAAAUGAAAACGAACACCUUGAUCAUGGAAAAGUAUCAGGAUUUUUUUCAAACACAUCCACUUGCGGUGGCGACAGCGGAAGAGCAAGUGCAGAACGAUCGUCCAGCUGAUGGUACGACGGUCGGGAAUGGUGCCGGUGCGGGCGCAUUCCACAAUCCAGCCCGCAGAAAAUCUAUUUUCGACAGUGAAACAGUCAGCAGCACCGAGCUGGCUCUUAUGCUGCCAUUGAAAGCGGAAUCACAACCGGCCGUGGCGACGGCCAUGGAUAAAAAGAUCGACACGCUUAGCAGCAAUUUGCGCAUCUGCCAGGCGAGCAUCGAAUCGUUGCACGCGCAGAUCGAAGAAAUCCGCCGAACGAUCGCGCUCAAGCAAAAGUACAUCACCGAUCUGAUCGAAAACAGCGAGACGCGCUCGGUGGCAAAGUCACGAUUUAGCAAGAAAAAGCACAAGCUGGAGGCGGAUUACGAGAAGGCUAAAAAGCAGCUCCGUAAGGCAGUCGUCAAUGGGACGGAUAAGGAAGAAAUCAACCGACUGAAAAGCCAAACGUCUCACCUCGAGCAGCGUUUGAAGGACCUGGAGUCGAUCGGGUUCAUAGCGGGCGAAUCGGGCCACAAAAAGAAGAAGCUGCAGCAAUCGAUCAAGGACUCGCAGAAGCAGCUGGACGUGCUGCAGCGCAUGCUGAAAAAGGAACUCGACCGCAAGGAGACGCUUGAACGAGAGCUGGAAGCAGCUCAGAAGGAGUCGCGUGUGGCUCGCUCGAAUAGCAACAACACCAGUGCGGGGGCGUUGCAGGAGCUUACGACAGAGAGCAAGAGCAAAAUUCGCAACAUGAACGAACGCAUCUCGCACAUCGAGCACGUGUUGAAGGAAAAGUCGAGCAAUCUCAAGAAGUACGUCAACAAAAAGAGCUCGGAGAAGGAAUCGCUGCGGUGCGAAAUUCGUAAUCUGCGCCGAACGCGCGACCAUCUGGUCGAGCAGCGGUGCCAGCUAGAUCGGAAGCUGCGCGAAGAGAAAAUGCCCUCGUUUGAUGAGGAGCGGAAACUGGUUGAGUGUGACGAGGCUAUCGAAGCGAUCGACGCGGCGAUCGAGAUGAAGAACGAGCUGAUCUGUGGCCGUCGCAGUAUCGACACGGACGAGAGCCUGCAGCGUGAAAAGGGUGAACAGAUGCUAAUGGCACGGCUUAACAAGCUGUCACCGGAUGAAAUGCGCACACUGCUGUACAAGUACUUCCAGAAGGUGGUGGAUUUGAAGGAGGCUAGCCGCAAGCUGGAGCUACAGUUCAUCGCACUCGAACGGGAAAAGGACGCCUGGGAGUGGCAGGAGAAGAUACUCACCAACACUAUUCGUCAAACGCGCCUGGAGAAGGAGCGAUCGAUCGUGGCUCUCCAGAAGCAACACGAGACUAAACUGAACCUGAUGCUGCGCCAUUUCGCAGCCGACACAUCAGCAUCGAUUUCGAGCACGAUCCCGGAUAAUGCGCUUCCGCCGUACCACACGCAAACUGCCGAGUUAGUGCUGGGAUCUGGAUCCACCCGUUACCAUCACCAUCACACGGUGCAGUACGAAUCGGACGGCGGUAGCAGCAGUGAGCCACUGCUAGCCGGGCACACUUCCAAGCAGCUCGCACACUACAAGGCACAGCACAGCGCAGCAACAGUUCCCGUAUCGGGGGCAGGGGCCGGUACGACAUCGGCCCUCCUUACCCAUCAUCACCAUCACGGCAUUGGCGGAACGACAGCACCGAUCGUGGUACCGCUUGUGGAAAAGGACCACCGGCCAAAGAGUAAACUGUUUUCCAAGCUGCAGGUACUGUCGCGCUACCAUGGCAGUGAUAAGCGAAAAAUUUUCCAGGCGGACAUUCCGCAGCAGAAUCUCAAACAGCUGCAGGGCGCAUCGAGGCCCUCGCUGACGAAAGUAACGCGUGAAAAGAACAAAAUUAUCAUCCAAAGCGAUGGUGGUAACAAGUGAAUCUUACAUCGACGGACUCUCUAAAACAGGAAUAUUUUACAAGUACCGGAGAACGGUGUCAUCGUUUCUGUGUUAGUUUGUGCAAAUGUUAGGACCCUACGUUUAAAUACGGUGUAGAAUAUACACACGGUAAAAACACGUUAUACAGUAUAUUCACCAGAAAUUCUUCAUGCACCACACAUUGACAAACUGAUGCAUUUACUUAAUGGCAAAUAGAGUGAGUUAAGUGAAAAUAAAAUCAUAGUU